AAAGGAAACUACAGCAGCAACUUCACUUUUAGCUGUUAGCAUGUUUGUUUUGAGAUCAUCGCUCCACAACACUCUACUCAGGAGUUGACUUUGGCUUUUCUGGACAUUGGCUAAUGGAAUACCGUCGUAACACCCAUGUUGUUGACACUUUUUACUUCAAAACCUGACUUUUUCUGUACUGUUGCAGAUUAGCAUGCUACUAAUAGCGCUGGACGCUGCUCCUAAAUUGGCUAAUAACGUGAGAAAAACGGAGAUCACUUUUAACUGUAUGUACUGUACGAUUUUUAAUCCCGCGUAGCUCACAGCAUAUUUAGAGCAGAUUUGCUUUAGCAGCAGAAACCAUCAUGUCCAAUCAACUAACAGCAGAGCAGCAGAGAAGAAUCGAGGAGAACAGGCGCAAAGCUUUAGAGAGGAGAGCGCAAAGACGCGGACAAACUGCGCCUAUAGUCAGACCUGCCACCGCCAGCGCGUCAUCGGUGCAGAGCUUUCAGUCUCACAAGCCAAAUGCAGCUCCCGUCGGUGUUAUUGAGCCUACAGUGCCUCUUUCUCGCCCAAAUCGGUUUGUCCCUCCUUUUAAAACGGUCCACAACAGUAACACCAACGUCCAUGUACCUGACUUAUCAUCUGGCACAACCACACAAAGCAGUCGCAGUAUGUCCACUGCACCUCCUCCUAGAAAGAUACAAAUCAUUGAUGUGCAGCCUCAGAAUAAAGGUCAACAUGUUAGCAGCCCUGUCUUGUCCACUGGAGGCCUGGCUGUGAAACCGCUACAUGCACAAUCUAAUGUUCCCUCCAGCAUCUCUGAAGGUUCAGCGAGCUCUUUUUAUAAACCACCCAAUAAAUCUUCCACAAAUCCUGUGGCACGGCCUGCUCCAGGCUCCUCUGCUGUAAACCCUGCACCUGCGAAGAGACCUGCGAUCUCUGUGAGAGGCAAGUGUGUGCCUCACACUGAGGGCCGCUUCAGAGUGGAGGUGGGAUUUCAUGCAGCACUAAUAGCUGUCUUUAAAUCCAUCCCUUCUAGAAAUUUUGACCCAGCUACAAAAAUGUGGAACUUCAGUCUUGAAGAUUAUCAGCAUCUAAUGCGUGAUGUAGCGUCCCUCUCCUCCGUGUCUCUGGGGCCUCUUGAGGGGAUGGAGAUGCUGGACACUGAAGUCUCGAGUCGCGCUCGAGACGGAGCGGCUCUGGAGGCUCUACUGAAGCUGUGCAGCGGGUGGCAGAAACCCAGAGCCACUUUACAGGGCCAGUGUGUCCUUGUGUCUCCAUCCAAGUUUGAGGUGGACAUUGGUUACCAUGUGGAUGUGAUUGCUGCUUUUAAGCAAAUGCCAACCAAGAGCUAUGACAUGACAACAAGAAAAUGGAGCUUCUCGCUCGAGGAUUACAAACCACUGAUGGACCUCCUGAGUGGGAUAGCAGCCGUGGAGGUGGAGCCUCUUCCCAGGGCAAUAAUCCAGGCUUUCUCUGCCAGGUUCGAAGGGCCUCAGGCCAGGUCUGUAGCAGUCCCUGAGGCAGACCUUUCCAACAUCGACCCCACACUCACCACAAGCCUUAUGCCCUUUCAGAGGCUGGGAGUCAAUUUUGCAGUGUCCAAAGAGGGUCGGCUUCUCCUGGCUGAUGACAUGGGUUUGGGGAAGACCGUACAGGCCAUUUGUAUAGCUGCUUACUAUAAAAGUGAAUGGCCUUUACUGGUGGUGGCUCCUUCUUCAGUCCGAUUUACAUGGGCCGAGGCCUUCAAGCGCUGGCUGCCCUCCCUGAGGCCUGAGAGCAUUAAUGUGGUGGUAAAAGCCAAAGACGACGUCCGCUCUGGUUUAGUCAACAUCAUCAGUUAUGACCUCCUGAGCCGAAUAGACAAACAGAAUCCUGGAAACCCCUUUAAAGUUCUCAUCAUGGAUGAAUCCCAUUUUCUAAAGAACAUAAAGACUGCCCGUUGUAAAGCGGCUCUUCCACUUCUAAAGGCAGCAAAGAGAGUGGUUCUUCUGUCUGGGACCCCGGCCAUGUCCAGGCCUGCGGAGCUUUACACUCAGAUCCUGGCUGUCAGACCCACACUUUUCCCACGCUUUCACGACUUUGGCCUGAGAUACUGUGAUGCCAAACAGAUGAACUGGGGCUGGGACUACUCAGGCUCAUCUAAUCUGGGUGAGCUAAAGCUGCUGCUGGAAGAGUGUCUGAUGCUACGGCGCCUCAAGUCAGAAGUCCUGUCGCAGCUUCCUUCCAAACAGAGAAAGGUGGUGACAAUUACCAUCGACGGAAUCAGCACCAGAACCAAAGCUGCUCUGUCUGCUGCUGCCAAGGAGCUGGCAAAGGGACACCGCAAUAAAAUAGAGGAGAAGGAAGCACUGCUGGUUUUCUAUAACUACACAGCUGAAGCCAAGUUACAAGCCAUCAUGGAGUACAUCACAGACAUGCUCGAAUGUGGAAGGGAGAAGUUUUUGGUUUUUGCGCAUCACAAGUUGGUCCUGGAUCAUAUCACUUCAGAACUGACAAAAAAGAACGUGAGUUUGAUCCGUAUUGAUGGGACCACUCCUUCAGCCGAACGCCAGCUGCUGUGUGAGAAGUUUCAGCACUCCACUAAGCCCUAUGUGGCGGUGCUGUCUAUCACCGCCGCCAACAUGGGUCUGACUUUACACGCUGCUGACCUGGUUAUCUUCGCUGAGCUCUUCUGGAACCCUGGGGUCCUCAUUCAGGCAGAGGACAGGGUGCAUCGAAUUGGACAAACCUGCAAUGUGAACAUCCACUACCUGGUUGCCAAGGGAACAGCUGAUGACCACCUUUGGCCGCUUAUCCAGGAGAAAAUGAACGUCUUGGAGCAGGUCGGUCUGUCUGAGUCAAAUCUCUCAGAAAAUGCAAUCAACUCCAGCUUCCACUCAAAGGACCCAAAUCAGAGGAGCAUCAUGGACAUGUUUCAGAGAUCAUUCACAGAUGAAGAUGCCAUAGAUGAAGCUCUCUUGUUAGAAGCUGCAAACGAAUGGGACGACACCUCCACAUCUGCUGACAAAAACACAAGCAGCAAUCCUAAUCUGGUAACACAAAACACAACCAAAUGAAGCAUUGGGGACUAUUUCAAGCGAUAACAAAACCCGGAAUAAAUGUAAAUGAGUAUAUACAGCUGAAAGUUAUAUUUUAUUCCCCCAUGAUGUCCAAAUAUCAUGACUGAAGUUGUGUUGUAAAAAUGAAUAGAUGUAAAGUGAUACGUUAAUAAAAAGGAUUUCUUUUACAAAGCAGAUAUAAAUCCCUGACUCCAGAGGCUGUCUAUCCAUGAAUUAUUAAUACUCCCCAGCAGAGAGGCAUACAGCAUGUGGUCACGGGGCAUUCCAACCACCACAAAUCUAUGAAGUGUAUUUUAUUACCACAUUUACUGCACAAUCUGGUUGUUGUUUCUGUUUUGUCAGAGGAUGCUAGUGUACAGAUAUGUCUUGCCGUUUGUUUCAUUGGUCUGGGUCGUCACUUUCUUGUGUUUCGGUCUCUGUGCUGUAGAGAUGCAGAUCAGGGGGGAGACCUGUGGGCAAAAAAGUGAAAAUACAAGAAUUAUACAAGCAGUGAUGGGAAGAAUACUACUGAAAAUGUAGUUACAGAAUACUGAAUACCCAAAUUAAAAUGUAUUUUGUUAUCUAUUCCG
Molecule: messenger RNA, 3613 nt
Organism: Boleophthalmus pectinirostris (great blue-spotted mudskipper)
Lineage: Eukaryota; Metazoa; Chordata; Actinopteri; Gobiiformes; Gobiidae
Gene: smarcal1
Product: SWI/SNF related, matrix associated, actin dependent regulator of chromatin, subfamily a-like 1
Exons: 17
Coding region: 345-3041 (898 amino acids)
Biological process (GO): DNA repair; replication fork processing
Cellular component (GO): nuclear replication fork
Molecular function (GO): ATP binding; ATP-dependent chromatin remodeler activity
Source: RefSeq, a predicted model, not a curated record